This is a messenger RNA of Vitrella brassicaformis, 2114 nucleotides long. NCBI's taxonomy places the organism in Eukaryota, Vitrellaceae. The record is from the annotation of a GenBank genome assembly.
CCGUUUGCUUUGCAUGGUCAGUCAGAGGAUCGCAUCGCAUCAGGGGGUAUGUAAUGAAUCCAUCAUUCAUCAUACAUACAUCUCACUCAUUCAUGCCAUGCACACACAAAGCAAUCAAUCCGCUUGACAGACAGACCAGAACACCCACUCGAACAGCAACAACACCCACAGUCUCCCUCCACCUAGCUAUCUAUCUAUCUGCUCUUUUGCAUGCCUAUGCCUUUCCCCUUCCCCUUGCGCACCAUGCCCUUGCCCUUGUGCUGCACAUACAUACACACACGACACACCAAUCGACUGGCUCGUCCAUCAGGCGCCGAUGCGUGCGUGCGUGAAUCUCAUCAUUCAUCCUUCUCUCUCACCUUGCCGCCCUUGCCGUGGAUGCCUGGUUUGAACCCCCGGUCAUCGGCUGACGACUUGGCGUCAUUGCGCUUCUUGCCGGCCUUCUUGCCGCCGAAGCCCCACUUGGCGUCCUGGCGACCAACAGAUAUAUACGGACAUACAGGCGACCAACAGAUAUAAACGAGUGCCACGGUGUUGUGUGUACCUUGGCCUGUCGUUUCUUGCCCUUCUUGGGACGGUUGUCUGCCGGUUUGGCAGCGACUUCCCUUGGCCUUUUGGGCGACGGUUGGCCGUCGGCGUCGCCCUGAUGCUUCCGCUUGACGCCCUUGCCACUGGGGCGGCUCUCCGUGGCCUGGUUCUGACCGACCCACAACACCAGGAGGUGUUCCUUCCCGGUGGUGUUGUCGGCUGCCAUUCUACCUAGCUACCUACCUGCAUGAAUCGGUCGAAGGACUCCUCUGCCGUCGCCUCAUCGUCGCCCUUCUUGCGCUCUGCAACGCACACACACACCAGAGAGGGGGAUCUCACACGGGUGGCCUGCCUUCCUGUGCUGAAAGCUUUGUUUGGUGUGUGUGUGUACCUUACCUUUUCUCCACUUGUCGAACUUCUUGAGGUUGAUGUUCUUCUCCAUCUGCUUCUGUUUAACACGCUCCACUUGCACCUACACGUCCCCACAAGACGACAGACAUACAGACACCAGUGACGUGACAGCCAUCCCUCUCUCUCCAAAGGAGGCAAGCCUCGAUCUCUCGCUGACCGACCGACCGAGGUCUCAUCUCACUCACCCACCUGUUUGGCGAACUUCUUCUGGACCUUCUGUGUCUUGCGCUGCUCCACCGCCUUGAUGCGCGCCUCCUCGUCUGCCAACUUGGCACGCACCUGAUACACACAAACACGAUGGGUGGGUGCAUAGACAGGACACCGCACCCGUGUAAUCAUGUCGCUCACCUUGAGCAUCUGCGUGUCUGAUUUGAGCAUUUCUGCCAGGAAGUCAGCAGGGCGGGAGAACUUGACACCCAUGGCCUUCAGUCGACGAAGACCCUCCGUCGCAUUCGCAUGAGCGACAUCAUGGCUGACACACACACACACACAGGACACACCACACACAUCGACGUGCAUGCACUCGUCCAUCGUCUUGAUUAUAUAUCUGUGGCCACCGGCUCACUCACAAGAGUUUCUCCCUCGAGAUGUCGUUUGUGUGGUCCACUUUGUCGGCGUCCUCUGCCGGCCUGGGGCUCGUGACAGCCAGCGUAUCGAUCCACGGCACACGCUUCAUCCCCUUGGGCACCUUGUACGCAAUCUCCCCCAGCUUGUGACGCAGCCCUGCCUCAUCGAUCUUCCCAUCCUUCCCAUCCUUGGCGGCUGCCCCCGCCCCAGGGCUGUCCAAGAUCCGCUCGCCUGGCUUUAAAGGGAUGUCGCUAAGGAGGGCGGCUCGUGUGUCGUCCUCCUCAUCUUCGUCUUGCUCGUCGUCGUCUUGGUCAAACUCGUCUUCGAGGAAGCCCACCGAUGGGUAAUCGUCGCCCCUGCCGCCAAGGGAUGGCUUCGGUAACUCAUCUUCCUCGUAGAGAGCUGGAUGCGACUCGUCUGCAGCCUGUGGUGGAGCCUGAAGGGGAUCACACAAGAAAGAUGGAAGAUUCAUCGGCAGAUCAACGCAUGGUGUUUGUGAGGCCUACUUUGUUCUUGCGCUUGGUCAACGCGGCCAGCCUCUUCUUUUGCUUGAUACGACUGUUCUCCAUCCUGUACGAUUCCGGACGGCUGCUUGGCGCAAAGCAACA